UCAGCCCAUCGCGCAGCACCAGGAAAUGGUGGCUGCGUGCUGAUGAGUGCGUGUGGCUGCAGCCGACCGAGAGGCAGCAGCACAACAAGUUGGGAGGAGGAAAGCGAGCAACAGGCAGCCACGGGCGUCAGCGACACACUUUCCGCACUUUUCCAGGUCUCGUGCAUCGGCAGGUGAAGAUGAGCGACGCCAACCAGCCCAGGCUUGAACUUUUUGUGAAGGCAGGAAGCGAUGGUCAGAGCAUCGGAAACUGUCCCUUCUCCCAGCGUCUGUUCAUGGUGCUGUGGCUCAAAGGAGUCACUUUCGAUGUCACCACGGUGGAUAUGAAGAGGAAACCGGACAUCUUGAAGGACCUGGCUCCCGGCGCCCAACCUCCCUUCCUGUUGUACGGCAGCGAGGUGAAAACCGACACCAACAAGAUCGAGGAGUUCCUGGAGGAAAAUCUCUGCCCUCCCACGUACCCCCGUCUGGCUGCUCGUAACCCAGAGUCCAACACAGCAGGCAUGGAUGUUUUCUCCAAAUUCUCCGCUUACGUCAAGAACUCAAACCCUCAAGCCAAUGAAAAUCUAGAAAGAGGUCUGCUGAAGGCUCUGAUGAAGCUGGAUGACUACCUCGGCACCCCACUUCCUGACGAGAUUGAUGAGAAUAGCGCUGAUGAUGUCACUUCCUCAUCCCGCCCCUUCCUGGAUGGCCAGCAGCUUACUCUGGCUGACUGCAACUUGCUGCCUAAGCUCCAUAUCGUGAAGGUGGUGUGUUUAAAGUACAGAAACUUCAUCAUCCCCGAGUCUCUGACAAACCUCUGGAGGUACUUGAACGCUGCGUACGCCAGAGAAGAGUUCGCCUCCACCUGUCCGGUCGACAACGAGAUCCACAUUGCCUACUCCUCUGUCGCUAAAGCUCUCAAGUAGGAGGACAACAGGAUGCACGCGUCAUUCACACACAAAAGCACAAACACAUUAACACGUUCACUCACCUGCACACACUGAGCGUUCAGUCUGCAAGCAGUGUGGUCGAUCUGUUUCUCCACCCUUUUAAUAUAUUAUGUUGAUCAACUGAUUAAUCUGAUUCGCAUUCAUCAAAGUUGUACUGAUGUGAAAUUAUGUAGAUUUCAUCCUUAAAAAGGGUCAUUUUUGUUCAGGAAGAAAACAAGGAAGUACAGGAGUCAGAUAAGUUCACGUGAAACAAAAAAAAAAACGGAAACAGAAAAGUCAGUUGUGGACUAAUUUAUUUUGAUGACAAUCUUGUUGGGUGCCCACAUGUCAUCCUGAGUCUUCCUGGAUAUUCAGCUCUCCAGGAAAUGAUUGAACUUCUGGUUACUCGCUGAUCAUGUUGCUUGCAGGCUCUCUCUCUCUCACACACAUACACACACACAUACACACACUGUGUACAUGUGCACACACUUACAUGAACAUUUUCACUUAAAGACUACAGCCUUGCUUGUGUACAGUUUCACCAUCAGUAGAUACACACUGUAAAGUAGGAUUGGGUGAUGUGCUAAAAGUUUUUCAUCCAUCCAACCCGACCAACGAGAGCAAAUUCGUGCCUCCCAGCCGUAGUUUGAGUUGGGAGGUGUGCGAGCUGCCAGUGAAAUAAAUUAAUAACGAAAUAAAGAAAAUAAACUUGCAACGUGUCAAGAAAACAAAUAUUCUUAGACAUAUUUUUUAUUAGUUUUUACAAUUCGUGCUUCACCAAAACCGUCUUGUUCAGUCCAACAAUUACCAGCUCUGGUUGGGUUUAAAAUAAACCCUCACUUCACCAAGUCAGAUGUGAAGAUUUUUCUGGCUCUAGAGGCUGUUGUUCCACUCGUUCCUCGGCUCAGUGGGUGUGUACUGUGCCGCUGGCUUAGCUCGUUGUACGAGAGUUUGUCGCUAAGCAGCAUCUCGCUUGUUGUUCAGAGGCAAAGAAACAAAUUAGCAAAACUAAAUAAAAAAAAUAACAAACAAAAAACGUCCGGUUCCUGAUAGCCAACAUAAUCGU
Messenger RNA from Scatophagus argus, 1977 nucleotides. RefSeq names its product chloride intracellular channel 1 (gene clic1). Lineage: Eukaryota; Metazoa; Chordata; Actinopteri; Scatophagidae. The record is from RefSeq and is a predicted model, not a curated record. The transcript has 7 exons. Bases 180 to 908 code for a protein of 242 amino acids.